This is a messenger RNA of Andrographis paniculata, 1734 nucleotides long. Its product is annotated as DEAD-box ATP-dependent RNA helicase 15. Gene Ontology annotation, molecular function: RNA binding; ATP binding; RNA helicase activity. NCBI's taxonomy places the organism in Eukaryota, Viridiplantae, Streptophyta, Magnoliopsida, Lamiales, Acanthaceae. The coding region runs from base 155 to 1441 and encodes 428 amino acids. The transcript has 12 exons. The record is from RefSeq and is a predicted model, not a curated record.
CAAAAACAGCUCACCUCUCCUUUCCCCCUUUUAAAUUUUCGGCCCAAACCCUAAUCUCAUUCUCCUCCGCCACAAUCUUCUCCCUUCGACCUUCUCUGCAGCAUCUACGGAACUGCUCAAGCCUUAAACCCCAAAUUCAGUCGUGAGGCAAUAAAUGGCUGACGUGAAGGAGAACGACGCAUACGAAGAGGAGCUUCUGGACUACGAGGAAGAAGAUGAAAAAGCCCCCGACUCGGUCAACGCGAAGGUCAAUGGAGAGGCCGUAAAGAAGGGUUAUGUAGGAAUCCACAGUUCAGGAUUCAGAGACUUCCUCUUAAAGCCGGAACUUUUAAGGGCUAUUGUAGAUUCUGGAUUUGAACAUCCAUCAGAAGUUCAACACGAGUGCAUACCUCAAGCAAUUUUGGGAAUGGAUGUCAUUUGUCAAGCCAAGUCUGGUAUGGGGAAAACUGCUGUUUUUGUUCUUUCAACAUUGCAGCAGAUUGAACCCAUUGCAGGUCAAGUUGCUGCUCUUGUUCUGUGCCAUACAAGGGAAUUGGCUUAUCAGAUAUGUCAUGAAUUUGAGCGAUUCAGCACAUAUUUGUCAGAUAUCAAAGUUGCUGUUUUCUAUGGUGGUGUUAACAUCAAAAUCCACAAGGACCUUUUGAAGAAUGAAUGCCCUCACAUUGUAGUAGGAACUCCCGGAAGAAUCCUUGCCCUAGCAAGAGAGAAGGACCUUUCUUUAAGAAAUGUUAGACAUUUCAUUCUCGAUGAAUGUGACAAGAUGCUUGAGUCUCUUGAUAUGAGAAGAGAUGUGCAGGAGAUUUUCAAAAUGACACCUCAUGAUAAGCAAGUUAUGAUGUUCUCUGCUACACUCAGCAAGGAGAUUCGUCCUGUUUGCAAGAAGUUCAUGCAAGAUCCCAUGGAGAUUUAUGUGGAUGACGAGGCAAAGUUGACCCUUCAUGGUCUUGUGCAGCACUAUAUCAAAUUGAGUGAGCUGGAGAAAAACCGGAAGCUGAAUGAUCUGCUCGAUGCGCUGGACUUCAAUCAAGUUGUCAUUUUUGUCAAAAGUGUCAGUAGAGCUGCGGAGCUGAACAAGUUGCUUGUGGAGUGUAAUUUUCCAUCAAUUUGCAUACACUCUGGCAUGUCCCAGGAAGAAAGAUUGACUCGGUACAAAGGAUUCAAGGAGGGGCACAAGAGGAUUCUUGUAGCUACAGAUUUGGUUGGAAGAGGAAUUGACAUAGAAAGAGUGAACAUUGUGAUCAAUUAUGACAUGCCAGAUUCUGCGGACACUUACUUGCACAGAGUGGGUAGAGCUGGGAGGUUUGGCACUAAGGGGCUUGCCAUUACAUUUGUUUCUUCUGCCUCCGAUUCUGAUGUUCUUAAUCAGGUUCAGGAGAGAUUUGAAGUGGAUAUCAAAGAACUUCCGGAGCAAAUUGAUACAUCUACAUACAUGCCAUCCUAGAGCUGUUAGACAACUAUCUUUCUGUGUACAUGAAAAGCAGAAGGUGCUCCUGCCCGCCGAGCAUUGUGUACUUGAUCUUUCAUUGAAUGUCGGAUCAAUUAUGAAGAAGUCGAUCGAACCUGCUAAACAUGAAUUUGCUCUGUUUAUGUUGAUGGUUGGAGUACGAAGAGCAUAUGUUAGCUAUGAUGUAUUGUCUACUCUGAUUUCCGUUUGGCACUCGACUAUCUCUAUCCGGACCAAAAUUUGCCCAUGUAAUAUGUAGUAACGCCGGCUGAAUCAGUAUUUGCGUUCCA